GGGGAACCAAACUCGUCUCAUCGUAACAGAUUCUGCAAUGAACUGACACUUCUGUAGUUUCAAGAUAAGAUUUAGCAUGCCUCUGUUUGCAUUGAAAUCCUUGCUGUUGUGUGUGCUGAUGGUUGGUGCGGUGUAUACCUGUAUGCUGAAGAAUUAUACUUUAUGGAUUGAGAAGCAAGACUGCACCCAGUGCGUGGCCAUCAACACUACUAUCUGCAGUGGCUAUUGUUACACCCAGGACACUAAUUUGAGGGGACGAUUUGGGAGGACUUUCUUGAUCCAGCGUAGCUGUGUUCCUCUUUCCUUGGUGUACCGGGCUGCCCAUAUUCCUGGUUGUCCCAAGGAUGUCAACCCACAGCUGUAUUAUCCCGCAGCCCACUGCUGCAGCUGUAGGCGCUGUGACACACGCACACACCGUUGCGUCCGGACCAGCCGUAUCCCUUAUGAUCAGUGCUUCACGACACUUGACAGUGUGAAGAAACAGACAGUCUGCUUUGGAAAUCUCACAAUAUUCCAAUACAAGCAGCAGCACGCUUGCACGGAAGUGAUUCAGCUAUUAAUGAAAAUGACUACGAGUGUUUCUGUGUGUUGA
Messenger RNA from Pelmatolapia mariae (spotted tilapia), 592 nucleotides. RefSeq names its product follitropin subunit beta-like. The record is from RefSeq and is a predicted model, not a curated record. Gene Ontology annotation, biological process: G protein-coupled receptor signaling pathway. Gene Ontology annotation, cellular component: extracellular region; cytoplasm. Gene Ontology annotation, molecular function: hormone activity. NCBI's taxonomy places the organism in Eukaryota, Metazoa, Chordata, Actinopteri, Cichliformes, Cichlidae.